Molecule: messenger RNA, 378 nt
Organism: Camellia sinensis
Lineage: Eukaryota; Viridiplantae; Streptophyta; Magnoliopsida; Ericales; Theaceae
Source: RefSeq, a predicted model, not a curated record
AUGAUAAUUGACAUGGAUGCCCAUCUACAAGAAUUCAAACAACCAAUCAAGGCAUACCACAUCCUCUUCCAGAAUCCAAAUUCCUUCCUCUGCAGCUCAGAGACCAUGUAUGUAGGCUCACGUGCUCUUCACGUGCCCUACGAUGAAGAACUCCAGCCUGGUCAAACUUACUUCCUCAUGCCAUUGCCAUCCAAGUCCCAGCAGACACCACUUUCUUUGCAAGACUUGUGUGCUUUAGCCAUCAAGGCUAGUACAGCUCUCAAUAAUUCAGUCAAGAUUUCUUUCAAGACCUAUCAGAUAAAGCAGCAGCAGGACCACAAACUGUGCUACCAAUUUUCACAGAAAAAUCCAUUCAGAGAAUCAGAUUCUGAUACUUAA